ACUCUUGCAUUCGAAUUGCUCUCACGGUUCUACCUUACUAUCAUCUGAGCUAUUCACCUCUGAAGAUGGACUUGGGUACACACUUCUAGUACACAUUCUUACCUACUCCUGGUCUGUGAGAGCCUAAGAGUGUGUACGUGUAGCUUUCCAUUUUUUCCCACUUCUCAGUUCUUCAGACGAAACACUGAUGGGUAGCAGAGAUUCCCCAUUGAGGAGAGUUGAAGAAUCCCGUGGCCAGUUAAUGGGGUUUCUUUUACAUUUCUAAGGAGGGAGUAUUUUUCACUGUUUUGGCUGAGUCUGUCAUCAAGUUUUAAACAUUCAUUCCACCAACUUCAACAAUGGCAAAAGUAUUCGACUUUCCUAUCAUUCUCCAUUCUCAGACCUGCUACUGCCGUUGCAAUUAUCCAUUUCCUUAUUCUAAGAACCCAUUGAUUUUCACCCCAACGGCCGAGCCCAGACUCAAGCCAAACUUCCCCAAACUCAAAUCUUCAUACUCCUAUGAUAAUAAUAAUCUGAAAGAAAAAAGUAGCACAAGUAGAGGGUUUCAUUAUCAUAGUUUAAGAAAGAGGGUGUUUUUCUUGGAUGUCAAUCCUCUGUGUUACAAUGAAGGUACCUGGUCUUUCCAGUAUUUUGCUCACUGGAUCUCCCUAUUUUUAGCUGACGUCAGCAACGGUCAACCUGUUGUUGCUGUUAUUGAUGGAGAAAGAGGCAAUGAGUACAGGAGGAACCUGUUGCCUACCUAUAAAGCGAAUAGGAAGAGGCCUGGAGGAUCAGUUUCUGGAAGCCUUAUAAGAACUUCAGUUGAAAGGUCACAUAAAGUCAUCUUGGAUGUUCUUAAGAAUUGCAAUCUGCCUAAAAUCAGUGUAAAAAGGGUCACAAUUCAGGUUGUUAAGAUUGAGUCACAUGAAGCAGAUGAUGUUGUAGCUACACUCGUGGCACAAGUCCUACAGAAAGGGUUUCAAUCUGUAAUUGCUUCACCAGACAAAGAUUUCAAGCAACUGAUAUCAGAAGACGUUCAAAUCUUGAUUCCAAUGCCUGAGCUAGAUAGAUGGUCGUUUUACACUUUAAAGCAUUACAAAGCUCAGUACAAUUGUGAUCCACAGUCUGACUUGAGUUUGAGAUCCAUGUUGGGUGAUGAAGCUGAUGGGGUUCCUGGAAUUCAGGAUGUGGUUCCUAAAUUUGGUCGAAAAACUGCACUAAAGCUUUUGAGAAAGCAUGGGAAUCUUGAAAAUCUACUCGCUGCCGCCACAGUGAGGACUGUGGGUAGACCCUAUGUCCAAGAUACCCUUACCAAGCAUGCAGAUUAUCUACGUAGAAACUAUCAAAUUCUCUCUCUCAAGACUGAUGUUGAUGUUCAAUUUGAUGACAACUGGCUAUCUGAUAGAGACACUAGUAAUGAUUCAGUAACUAUUUCAAACUUGAUUGAUGACCUCAAAGCAAAUGGGAAAUUUUAUGUGGCAAAACAGCCUCCCAUGAGGCUUUAAGCUCUCCAAAUUAAUGGAAUUUAUCAAAAUUGCAGGAGAAGAAUCAAUGGGUUUAUGGUGGAAGCGGACUAAAAUGAUGCCUUUCAUUUUCAUUUUCAUUUCAUCCACUAAUGAUAUUUGAAUUCAAGAGUGGUCAAGUACUCUCAGGAGACCGCAGUUGAUCACUAACUUGGAUUUGGAACUCCUCAAAUUAUAGCUUGUAGGUUAUGUAGUAGAAAACCACUUUCAGGGGGCAACUCCUUGUCAAAGCUAAGAGUGUGUGACCGUAUGUUAGCUCAAAGCUCGUAAGCAUGGCUCGUGACUCUUGGUUAGGCAACAGCUCAAGCCUAGCAACAGAUGCAGCUAGCCAGCCAACCACAGUCCAAGAGGCCUGGCCCAGCCCAGCUAGAGCUGAGUAGUUCAACUUGGCCCACAUGUCUUUAGUUCAGCCAAACGCCCAACAGGACUAAAGAAGGAUCUCAAGUAACCGAUGAAAUAGGUGAUGUUAUUGCAUAACGGGUCGUACCAUGCAUCAGGGUCGUACCCUCAGCGGUUUGCGGAGGCUUAUUGAGCACAUUGAGAUUGAGCUAACCUCUACCAGUCACACGCCCCUCUAUGUCGCCAUCUAUGAAUAUACCAGCCUCCAACAGUCAGACAAAAGGUGGCAUUGUAACUGGAGAUAUUAUGUACUCCGUUUACCCGGAUUCUAUCCUAAUGAGUUUUUCUUGAAAAGCCUUUUAUGAAACAAUGCAUCAAAAUAAAGCAGGAUUAAUAAUUGUGAUCUUUUACCCUUGACUAUGAUUUCAUCCAUUUUGGCUCUUCA
Messenger RNA from Cuscuta europaea, 2286 nucleotides. The record is from the annotation of a GenBank genome assembly. Lineage: Eukaryota; Viridiplantae; Streptophyta; Magnoliopsida; Solanales; Convolvulaceae.